Cladocopium goreaui is the source of this 375-nucleotide messenger RNA. The record is from the annotation of a GenBank genome assembly. NCBI's taxonomy places the organism in Eukaryota, Dinophyceae, Suessiales, Symbiodiniaceae.
GCAAGCUCAAUGCGGAAUUGGCCAACGGACGGCUGGCCAUGAUGGCCAUCAUCGGCAUGUUCUUCCAAGACGGCCUCACAGGCUCCGCCUGGGGCGACUGGGCCAACUACACCGACUCUCCCCUGCGAGCCUUUGAGAACGAGACUGGUGUGCAGCCACCUGUCGGCUUCUGGGACCCCUUGGGCCUUUCGACCAGCGGCAACCUCUCUGACUACAAGAGGAGGAGAGAGGUGGAGCUGAAACACGGCAGAGUUGCCAUGUUCGCCACCAUUGGCUAUAUCCUCCCUGAAUACUGGAGAUUCCCCGGCUAUUUGUCCAAGUUCCUGGGCAUCAAAUUCUCGGAGGUUCCCAAUGGCCUGAGCGCUUUCUCCAAGG